AGUUUGAUGUUCCAGCAAGUGCCCAUGGUUGAAACUGAUGGGAUGAAGCUGGUGCAGACCAGAGCCAUUCUCAGCUACAUUGCCACCAAAUACGACCUCUAUGGGAAAGACAUGAAAGAGAGAGCCCUGAUUGAUAUGUAUUCAGAAGGUGUGACAGAUUUGGGUGAGAUGAUCAUGCUUUUGCCAGUGAACCCACCUGAUCAAAAGGAUGUCAAGAUGACGCUGAUCUGCGAAAGAACAACAAACCGUUACCUCCCUGCAUUUGAAAAAGUGAGUGGACUGUUUAGUGUUUUGGGCACUGAGAUCAGAGGACCAAGAAAAAUAGUGCCUGGCAUUGCAGGGACAUUGACCUUCACCUCUCAUGGAACCAGUGGCCCUGAAUGCUGUGGGAGGGGCUUUUCCCUAACCCGACUCUCUCUGCUUCAGAGAGGAGUUCAGUCAACUGUAACAACAGCUUAUAAACACAUGUGGACUUGGCUUUGAGGUGCUGAGCCAAGUGGGAGACAGACUUUCAUAAGCAAUAACUGAGCUUUGGUGCUAGCUGAGCUAGUGUGCAACAUCAGUGAAAAGAAAAGUCCACAUUUCUCCUCUCUGUUGCAGGUGAACAGGAGGGGAUGGUACAGCAUUACGAGAAUUCCUCUCCUUAUUGAUUAUUUUUGGACACACCCAGAAACUUCUUUAAGGAGGCUUUUGGGUUAAUAGUUUAAAAGGCUGAUUUUUCUUUUUGGUUAUGAUUUCUCCCUUAAGUCGUCUCCCACUUUGUAGCAUUUUUGUUUAAGCUAAAACAGAGCACA
Delphinapterus leucas (beluga whale) is the source of this 794-nucleotide messenger RNA. The record is from RefSeq and is a predicted model, not a curated record. NCBI's taxonomy places the organism in Eukaryota, Metazoa, Chordata, Mammalia, Artiodactyla, Monodontidae.